AUGAUGACUUCGGAGGAGUCUGAUUCGAUAAGUACUAUUCCAUCCGAUGGCCACCCGGAAGAACUGUCAGCUUCAGGUACUGAGGAAGCACCUUCGUCUAUGGUGUCAAGCGAAGCAGAGUCAGAAACAAGUAUACUGUCGGAGCCGCAACGUAAUGAACAAGGAGACGGGCAAAGCCGGGAACUAGCCUCUGAUACACCAACUUACCUCCAGGACAAGAUAUCAGUACCCACCAUCGACGUGCGGUGUGUCGUGACAUCUUAUAUAUCUAGCAGAGGCUCAAUGUUGCCAUGGGGUCAAUCGAAGGGGCCAUCUAUGCCAGCCCCAGAUGCAGAUCUGCGUCCUGGCGAGUUCGUCAUGAGACUCCUUUUUACGGAGUUUACAGUGCAAGCGGAGAGGAAGAUGGAAGCAGUGAUGGCGGAACCAUUGGAGAAGCCCCUGAACAAGACGUUGCAGCGCGGUGAAGACCCCCAGUUGGAUCAGAUACUUUCAGCAUUCGGGACUGUGGCAGAACAUUGUCUGCCCUCAUUACUGCGGGCACUUUUCGGGUGGCUCGAAAGACAAAUGGCUGAUUCACCCCAACUUACAGAGCAGACCAAAAAACCGCAACAAGACCAGAGGAACAAAAGCAUCAUCUACAUAGUGUCUGGUAGUGGAGCAGGAACGGAACAAGUGGAGAGGAGUUGUGAGGAGUUGCACGCGGAACGGAGGGAUCUGGCCGUGGAGUUUCUGUUCUGUCUCGCUUUAAUCGAGGUGCUGAAGCAAUUGCCUUUCCACCCUGGACACGAGGACCUCGUCAAUUACAUCGAGAAUGUCGCCUUCAAACGAUUCAACUAUAAAGAAGGAUUACAAUCUAAUCCUAACGCAGCCAACGUGCACAUAAUAGCAGACCUUUAUGCAGAGGUCAUCGGCGUUCUAGCCCAGUCGAGAUUUGCAUCUGUGCGAAAACGAUUCACCGCUGAACUGAAGGAACUGAAGAGCCGCGAGCAGUCCCCACAGACCACUCAAAGCAUAAUUUCCCUUUUAAUGGGUAUGAAAUUCUUCCGCGUGAAGAUGGUACCAAUUGAGGAAUUCGAAGCGUCCUUCCAGUUCCUCACGGAGUGCGCUCAGUACUUCCUGGAGGUGAAGGACAAGGAUAUUAGACAUGCUCUGGCCGGACUGUUUGUGGAAAUACUUGUGCCAGUCGCUGCGACCGUUAAGAACGAAGUGAACGUUCCCUGUCUAAAGAACUUCGUGGAGAUGCUGUACAGCCACACUCUAGAUGCAAGCACAAAGUCGAAGCACCGCUUGGCGUUGUUCCCACUCGUGACGUGUUUGCUCUGUGUCUCACAGAAGCAAUUUUUCUUGGCCAAUUGGCACUGUUUCCUCGCUAUGUGCUUGUCUCAUCUUAAGAACAGAGACCCGAAAAUGUGUCGUGUUGCGCUCGAAUCUCUGUAUCGCCUCCUCUGGGUCUACAUGAUCCGCAUAAAAUGCGAGAGCAAUUCAGCAACUCAGUCCCGGCUGCAGAGCAUCGUGAAUUCGCUGUUUCCGAAAGGCUCGAAGGGCGUGGUCCCGCGCGACACGCCACUCAACAUAUUCGUGAAAAUAAUACAGUUUAUUGCGCAAGAGAGACUCGAUUUCGCUAUGAGAGAGAUCGUCUUCGACUUGCUGAUGGUUGGUCGGCCUAUUAAAAUUAUUCUCACCCCGGAGAGGAUGUCAAUAGGGCUCCGAGCGUUUCUCGUCGUGGCUGAUAGCUUGCAACAGAAGGAGGGGGAGCCACCGAUGCCCAGGACUUCUGGGACCCUCCCAUCGGGAAACACGCUGCGUGUGAAGAAGACCUUCUUGAAUAAAAUGUUAACGGACGAAACGGCCCAGUCGAUUGGUAUGAGCGCGUACUUCCCGUAUGUGAGGCGGGUGCUAGUUGAGAUUUUGAGGGCCCUCGAUGCUCACUACGGCAGACCGCUUAUGUUGACAAAUACGCAAAACGUUACAAAGGAGCAAGAAAUCAAUACGGGUGAAAGGAAGCCGAGAAUCGAUUUGUUCAGAACGUGCGUCGCGGCUAUACCGCGUCUGAUCCCCGAAGGCAUGAGUCCCAGUGAGCUCGUAGAUCUCUUGUGCCGUCUCACUGUCCACAUGGAUGAGGAGCUCCGCGGCCUCUCCUUCCAGAGCCUUCAGACCCUCAUCGUGGACUUCCCGGAGUGGAGACAAGAUGUUCUAGCAGGCUUCACUCAGUUCCUCGCUAAAGAAGUGCAGGACACAUCACCGCAGUUGGUGGAAAAUGGCCUUCGCAUGCUAUUGCAACUGAUUACGAGCUGGAAGAACGGCGAACCAGCUGCGACGGUACCCCCUAAGACUGAGCCUCUAGCCUCCGUGAUAAGAGCGGCUGAAGCUCUGGGACUGGUUAUGCUCUGUCAAUGCAAGGCCUAUCCGAGAAGACUGGCGGUUCACAUUCUUAGAGAAUGCAAAAGUCUGCUGGAGCGUCUUCAGUUGAACCGCGACGAGCCGGCGUUGAUAGACGCGGCGGAUGCGCACGUACCAUAUUUUACCGAGAAGUGCCUGGGUGCUUUGCCCCCUGCUGAGAAACAAGCCGUGUUAGCCGCUGGGCAACCGGAUCUCGUCUGGCUAGUUGAAAGAACACAUCCAGUUUGGACGUGUGGUCUUCAGCACGAUGAAACCUCGACGAAAAACAGCUGGAGUGGCAGCUCGACGAGUGGCGCAGACCCCUGGGAGGUGGUCUUAUACGGUCUACUUGAAAAGAACCGAGUGCCCGCAAAGUGCCCAACGACAGUGUUACAGGCCUGGCCCAUACUUCACGCCAGGAUCCAUGCUCUCUUUACAAUCAUCGAACCGGCGCCUGUCAAUGAUAAUCGUGCGUCUCUUCUCUCCCGUUCACCGGCGUUACCAAGGAAACCGGAGAAAGAGAGAGACGGCUAUAUGCAAGUGUGGAAGUACUAUCUUACUAUGGCGUACCUCGUGGUACCCGCUGUUCCUAGUCCGGUGGUCCGCUGCGCCAGUCCAGAUCUUAGUCUCAGCACGGAGCCCGAGGGAUGGCUCGGGACUCAGCUGAAUUCGUCCAACGAGAGCCUGAACGCGCCAGUCGGUUUCUUCACGCUGCCCUUGAGCUAUGCGCGUGCGCACAGGCACCACAAGCGGACGAGUUCGUCGCCGGAUUCGUUGAGCGAGAGAAGUGGUGGCGAGUCUCGUGGUGCCGCUGCAACCCCAAGCUCCCUCCAUAAGCUCGCCGUGCCGUUGGCGAGGUGUGAGGUAGCUGAAGUGAGAGACGCAGCUGUAGAUGCAUGCGGCCACAUAAACCCGGACGCGCUCAAAGAUCUCUUUGAAGAAUUAGUCCCGUUGUUACGCGAAGCAGUAGAUAGGAAACAAGAAAACAUGCGCCGGCGCAGACGACGCGACGCGCUGAGACUUCAUCUCAACAAGAUGUUACUGAUUAUAGCGCAGAGAAAAACAUUUGCCAUUAGCCCUUUCGCGUUAGAAGGCGGGGGCCUGCACCCCGCCCUUACCGAGUACCUAGAAGGGGUCCGUCAGAGCUUGGAGGUAGAGGCCGAGAAGGAUGCACCAGCCACCAGGGAACAGAGGCUGACCUUCGCGGAUUUUGUCACUGAACUUAUCAAGAGCUUUCCCCUGGAGAUGUACAGCAGCCUGGUGAAGCGUGAGCUCUGCAAAUCCUUAUUUUCGCUUUUCUCCGGGUGGUGUGGACCCUUAGUGAAGCACCUGGGAACUCUGGUACCUCAGCCGCCGACGCCCGAAGUCGACGAACGAUUGAACCGAGCCGCACUUAAAGCAAUGAGUGCACUGGUGUGUUGCGGCCCAUGUUUCGCGCCGAACGCCCUGGCUGAGGACGGGUCGUUGUACCCAUGGCUUAGCGAAAUGCUCUCCUCUCCAAACGAUAAGAUUUACGAGUUGGCGCGUGAAACGAUAGUACUCUUGUUGGAGUGCAACCCAGACAUUGGUCCUCUCCUCGACUGGACUGUUGACAAGUGCUUCACUGGGACACCACGAGUCGCAGAUGGUUGCUUCAUGGCGCUGGCAACUAUCUUCAGUGCGAGGGAAUACCCCUGCGACCACUACACCGCGAUCAUCAACGUGACUCUGAUGUGUACUGGGUGCCCGCGGGCUCCUGUCCACGAAAGCGCUCUACAACUUCUCCAGCUGCUCGACAAGAGAUUCUUCGGUACCGUGGGUCCACUCCCGGCCGAAGACGAUGCUGGUGCGACGAUAAAAUAUAUUCAACAUAAACCACCAUCAUACCACAGGUAUGGAGCAAAAAUGAAACAUACAUUGAGUCGAAAUUUCGAUAAUUGGUACUCGAUCUAA
Leptosia nina is the source of this 4311-nucleotide messenger RNA. The record is from the annotation of a GenBank genome assembly. NCBI's taxonomy places the organism in Eukaryota, Metazoa, Arthropoda, Insecta, Lepidoptera, Pieridae.